GCUCAGUGACAGGUCCAGUCUGUGUGAGAUUAGUGUGUCUGUGUGACAGGGAGCCCCUCCUCACCCUCCAUCCAUCCUUCUUCCCACUCUCUCUGCUCUGUUAACUUUGUUUUGGGGGGGAGGAGGUGGUGGCUGCCAUGUCCUCCAUUCUGCCCUUCACUCCCCCAAUUGUAAAGCGGCUGCUGGGCUGGAAGAAAGGUGAGCAGAAUGGCCAGGAGGAGAAGUGGUGUGAGAAGGCGGUGAAAAGCCUGGUGAAAAAGCUGAAGAAGACUGGACAGCUGGACGAGCUGGAGAAAGCACUGGCUACCCAGAGCAUCAGCACCAAAUGCAUCACCAUCCCCAGUACUUGUAAUAAGAUUUGGGGUUUGGCCAUUGCAUGUUCUGCCGAUGAUUGGGAAAUAGCUGGCAGGCUUUCUAUGUCAGAAGAGACUAUGUCUCUGGAUGGGAGACUCCAAGUGUCACACCGUAAAGGUCUGCCUCAUGUCAUAUAUUGCCGUCUCUGGAGGUGGCCAGAUCUUCACAGUCACCACGAGCUACGUGCCAUGGAGAUGUGCGAAUAUGCUUUUAACAUGAAGAAGGAUGAAGUCUGUGUAAAUCCAUAUCACUACCAAAGAGUGGAGACUCCAGUUCUGCCCCCAGUAUUAGUGCCACGAAUUACAGAGAUUCCUGCGGAGUUUCCUCCUCUAGAUGAUUAUAGCCAUUCCAUUCCAGAGAACACCAACUUUCCAGCCGGCAUUGAGCCACAGAUCAACUACAUUCCAGAAACCCCGCCUCCUGGUUACCUGAGUGAAGAUGGAGAAACCAGUGACCAGAUGAAUCACAGCAUAGACUCUGGGUCGCCAAACCUGUCUCCAAACUCCAUGUCCCCAGCACACAGUAACAUGGAUCUCCAGCCUGUAACAUAUUGUGAGCCGGCUUUCUGGUGCUCCAUCUCAUACUAUGAACUCAACCAGAGAGUCGGGGAGACGUUUCAUGCCUCCCAACCUUCCAUGACAGUGGAUGGAUUUACAGACCCAUCAAACUCUGAACGUUUUUGCCUUGGUCUGCUCUCCAACGUGAACCGCAAUGCUGCUGUGGAACUGACCCGGCGUCACAUCGGUAGAGGAGUGCGUCUGUAUUACAUUGGCGGCGAGGUGUUUGCCGAAUGCCUAAGCGACAGCGCAAUUUUUGUACAGUCCCCAAACUGUAACCAGCGUUAUGGUUGGCACCCCGCUACUGUGUGCAAGAUCCCUCCAGGGUGUAAUCUGAAGAUCUUUAAUAACCAGGAGUUCGCUGCCCUCCUGGCACAAUCGGUAAACCAGGGAUUUGAGGCUGUUUAUCAGCUGACCAGGAUGUGUACUAUACGGAUGAGCUUUGUCAAGGGAUGGGGUGCUGAAUACAGGCGUCAGACUGUGACCAGCACCCCUUGUUGGAUCGAGCUGCAUCUGAAUGGUCCGCUGCAGUGGCUUGAUAAAGUUCUGACACAGAUGGGCUCCCCAAGUAUUCGCUGCUCCAGCGUCUCGUAGACCAGCAUGUCCAGGUCACUUAUCUCACCGACCUGGAGAAUCCUAAUAGUGAACAGCACAGAGCAAAGAUCCCAGCACAGCGACUGCCAUCCCAUCAUAAGAUCUUCCCGAUGAUCAUGUGACAGAGUGGGAUGCCAGUACACUAAUUCUUCUCUGUGUGGAAGUAUGACAGUACAUCGAUCUGGAACACUCAGCCUAUUUACAUGGCUUACCUGGCUCUGAGCACCCAGCAUGACCACAACUCAGAAGCAGCUGCUGUUCUCCACUUUUCUUGCUGAUACAAGCACAGGUUCAUAUAACAGCACAGUGCUGAUAAACAAUUCAUCAAACGUUGACCGUUCUAUUUAGGAAAGUCACCGGAAGCCAGUGAAAAGACAAGUCUCACAUGUUACGAUACAGGGUACCGUGUUUACUAGAGUUCUCAUCUAUGAAAUCCUCGGCUCUGAUCUCUCCAGAUAUGUGGCCAUGUUUACCCUGCCAUGGACCUCUCCCACACUGGUGGCUUGUCCCCUCCUUUGUACUAUAUGGAUAUUCUAUAGUCAGUCUGUUCAAUAUAUAUCUUACAAGUGGGGCAAGUGUCUACAAAUGUCUCGCAGCAGCAUUACUUGGGUAGGAGCUCCCAGAAUGCAGUUCAAACGGCUCCUGCAUUAUUCUGACAA
Messenger RNA from Nanorana parkeri, 2164 nucleotides. It is a transcript of the gene SMAD3, whose product is annotated as SMAD family member 3. NCBI's taxonomy places the organism in Eukaryota, Metazoa, Chordata, Amphibia, Anura, Dicroglossidae. Gene Ontology annotation, molecular function: I-SMAD binding; DNA-binding transcription factor activity, RNA polymerase II-specific; RNA polymerase II cis-regulatory region sequence-specific DNA binding. The coding region runs from base 138 to 1505 and encodes 455 amino acids. Gene Ontology annotation, biological process: regulation of transcription by RNA polymerase II; SMAD protein signal transduction; cell differentiation. The transcript is spliced from 13 exons. The record is from RefSeq and is a predicted model, not a curated record. Gene Ontology annotation, cellular component: heteromeric SMAD protein complex.